GUGAGUAUGCAUUUGUCAAAGUUUGAGGUAGAUGUAUAUUCCCAAGACUCUGUGUUCCUUGACAACUUGUAAGAUAGUCUCCAAUUAUUUGUUGCGUACUUUGAUAUAUUUUGGAAAAAUUAAGCGAAUGGUUUUGUUAGAAAUAGACGUUUUCGAAUGGCUUACGAGUUGCCAACAAAAUGCUUUCAAGAGGACCAGUCUAUUAAAUGGUGGAAAGGCUACCAGAACAUAAGUGAACACGAAGCAUCGUUGAAUACUACAAGACCAGCGAGACUCAAGGCAAAGCUAUGAUAUAAUCCAACAAGGCACGAUUACUUUUCUGAAA
This is a messenger RNA of Galdieria sulphuraria, 325 nucleotides long. RefSeq lists its product as uncharacterized. The record is from RefSeq and is a predicted model, not a curated record. Bases 32 to 232 code for a protein of 66 amino acids. The transcript is spliced from 2 exons. Lineage: Eukaryota; Rhodophyta; Bangiophyceae; Galdieriales; Galdieriaceae.